Drosophila grimshawi is the source of this 1681-nucleotide messenger RNA. RefSeq names its product tubulin alpha-1 chain (gene alphaTub84B). The record is from RefSeq and is a predicted model, not a curated record. Bases 171 to 1523 code for a protein of 450 amino acids. Gene Ontology annotation, molecular function: GTP binding; structural constituent of cytoskeleton. Gene Ontology annotation, cellular component: microtubule; cytoplasm. Gene Ontology annotation, biological process: microtubule cytoskeleton organization; mitotic cell cycle. NCBI's taxonomy places the organism in Eukaryota, Metazoa, Arthropoda, Insecta, Diptera, Drosophilidae. The transcript is spliced from 2 exons.
CGAGAGUAUAAAUAGCAGUCGAUGUGAAAAAUUUCAUUAUACGUUUGUGAAGCCUCAUAGCCGGCAAGUCGAACGUAGACUUUCUCAGAUUCACCUCAAACAGUUGCUCUACAGAUUUCUGUAAGUUUUCUUUGUCGCGUGUGAAAAAAGUGUAAAAAGAAAAACUCAAUAUGCGUGAAUGUAUCUCUAUCCAUGUUGGCCAGGCUGGUGUGCAGAUUGGCAACGCCUGCUGGGAGUUGUACUGCUUGGAGCAUGGCAUCCAGCCCGAUGGCCAGAUGCCAUCUGACAAGACCGUGGGUGGUGGCGAUGACUCGUUCAACACCUUCUUCAGCGAGACUGGCGCUGGCAAGCAUGUGCCUCGCGCUGUGUUCGUCGAUCUGGAGCCAACUGUCGUGGAUGAGGUGCGUACUGGCACAUACCGUCAGCUGUUCCAUCCCGAGCAGUUGAUCACCGGCAAGGAGGAUGCGGCCAAUAACUAUGCACGUGGUCAUUACACCAUUGGCAAAGAGAUUGUUGAUCUGGUGUUGGAUCGCAUUCGCAAGUUGGCCGAUCAGUGCACUGGUCUGCAGGGUUUCCUCAUUUUCCAUUCGUUCGGUGGCGGCACUGGAUCCGGCUUCACCUCGCUGCUGAUGGAGCGUCUGUCCGUCGAUUAUGGCAAGAAGUCGAAGCUGGAGUUCGCCAUCUAUCCGGCACCACAGGUCUCCACGGCCGUUGUCGAGCCAUACAACUCGAUUCUGACCACGCACACAACCCUGGAACACUCGGACUGCGCCUUCAUGGUUGACAAUGAGGCCAUCUAUGAUAUCUGCCGUCGCAACUUGGACAUUGAGCGUCCCACAUACACCAAUCUGAAUCGUCUUAUCGGCCAGAUUGUGUCCUCGAUCACCGCUUCGCUGCGUUUCGAUGGUGCCCUGAAUGUGGAUCUUACCGAGUUCCAGACCAACUUGGUGCCCUAUCCUCGUAUCCAUUUCCCCCUGGUCACCUACGCUCCCGUCAUCUCUGCCGAGAAGGCCUACCACGAGCAGCUCUCGGUUGCCGAGAUCACCAAUGCCUGCUUCGAGCCAGCCAACCAGAUGGUCAAGUGUGAUCCCCGUCACGGCAAGUACAUGGCCUGCUGCAUGUUGUAUCGUGGCGAUGUUGUGCCCAAGGAUGUCAACGCUGCUAUUGCCACCAUCAAGACUAAGCGCACCAUUCAGUUCGUUGACUGGUGUCCCACCGGCUUCAAGGUUGGCAUCAACUAUCAGCCACCCACUGUUGUGCCCGGCGGCGAUCUGGCCAAGGUGCAGCGUGCCGUCUGCAUGUUGUCCAACACCACGGCUAUUGCCGAGGCCUGGGCCCGUUUGGAUCACAAGUUCGACUUGAUGUACGCCAAGCGUGCCUUUGUCCACUGGUAUGUCGGUGAGGGUAUGGAGGAGGGUGAGUUCUCCGAGGCUCGUGAGGAUUUGGCUGCCCUGGAGAAGGAUUACGAGGAGGUCGGCAUGGACUCUGGCGAUGGUGAGGGCGAGGGCGCCGAGGAGUAUUAAACAUAUACUCCCAACCACCAUCCACAAUAAGCAACAUCGCAACACGCACAGAAACCAAGCGUCUUUGGUGGGCGUCCCCAAAAGGAGCGUCGAAACCAAUGUUCACGUUUCGCUUUUGUCAAACAGCAAAAAUAUAACAGAAAAAAUGCAUAAGAAAA